Molecule: messenger RNA, 993 nt
Organism: Dimorphilus gyrociliatus
Lineage: Eukaryota; Metazoa; Annelida; Polychaeta; Dinophilidae
Source: the annotation of a GenBank genome assembly
GUUGCCGAACAUAUGUCUGCUGUUGAACGACGAUUAUCUAUGUUGAGUUCGAAACUUUCAAUUUUUUUGAGACGCUUCAGCGUAACAGCGUCGAAAACAGCUAAUCUUAAUAUAGGAGGUAUUUAUCCACCUAUUGCAACGCCAUUUGAUCCUUCAGAGAAUAUUGACUAUGGAAAAUUAAAUGAAAAUCUUAAAGUAUGGGAGGCGAUUCCUUUCAGGGGCUAUGUUGUCCAAGGUUCAAAUGCCGAAACGGCCUAUCUUAAAUUGGAUGAAAAAGUAAAUAUCGUUAAACACGUAAGAGAAAAUGUUCCGUCUGAGAAAUUAGUUAUAGCUGGUUCAGGGUGUGAAUCUACUAAGGAGACAGUAGAGUCAUGUCAGCGAAUGUCUGAAGUUGGUGCUGAUGCUGUCUUAGUCAGAAAUCCUUGUUUCUAUAAAGGAUCCAUGACUGAUAAAGCUUUAAUUCAACACUAUAGGACUGUUGCAGAUAAUUGCGAUAUUCCAGUUAUAUUAUACAGCGUCCCCGCAAACACAGGUUUAGAAUUGCCGGAAAAUGUGAUAGUUGAACUCAGCAGUCAUCAAAACAUUAUAGGUCUAAAAGAUAGUGGAGGAGAUAUUACUAAACUUGCUGGGUUAGCUUUUAGAACAUCUAAGAAUAACUUUCAAUUAUUGGCCGGUUCAGCUAGUUUUCUCCUGCCCUCAUACGUUGUUGGUUGCGUAGGUGGUGUUUGCGCAUUAGCAAAUAUUCUAGGUCAAGCUUGUUGCGAUCUUGAAAAACUUUUUAAAGAAGGUAAAUUCGAAGAAGCUAAACUUCUUCAACAAAGGCUUGUCGCCCCUAAUCAAGCUAUUACGAAGAGAUUUGGCAUAGCUGGUCUGAAGAGUGGUAUGGAUAUGUUCGGUCUAUAUGGCGGCCCAACACGCACCCCAAUUCUUCCGUUAGAAAAUUCCCAGAUUGAAUUACUAAGAGAGGCGUUUAAGAAUAGUAAUUUCAUUUAG